Molecule: messenger RNA, 2256 nt
Organism: Xenopus tropicalis (tropical clawed frog)
Lineage: Eukaryota; Metazoa; Chordata; Amphibia; Anura; Pipidae
Gene: s1pr4
Product: sphingosine-1-phosphate receptor 4
Exons: 3
Coding region: 85-1206 (373 amino acids)
Biological process (GO): signal transduction; G protein-coupled receptor signaling pathway; sphingosine-1-phosphate receptor signaling pathway
Cellular component (GO): membrane; plasma membrane
Molecular function (GO): sphingosine-1-phosphate receptor activity; G protein-coupled receptor activity
Source: RefSeq, a predicted model, not a curated record
UUACUUCAUUCACUGCAUUACAAGCAUUCCUUGCGCAGUGGCCAUCUGUUUCUGAGAUCAGAGGAUUGGCCAUCUUGCGGCACAAUGAAUCUAACCCAGGAACAUCUGUUCUGUCUGGAAUUGAUGGCCAAUCGGAACAUUAAUAUUAUCCUGUGGCAUUAUAAUCUGACUGGGCGUCUGAGUGGAAGAUCAAGCAAAGGAAUUGGCAUUUUCCACCUGCUAGGCAUCCUCAUCAGUGUAUUAAUUAUCCUGGAAAACCUCUCUGUGUUAUUGGCUCUUCUGAGGGAUCCACGUAUGAGGCGCUGGGUUCACUGCUGUUUGGGUAAUAUUGCACUGAGUGACCUUUUGGCUGGUAUCUCCUACCUACUGAACCUCUUUUUGUCGGGUCCAACAACAUUCCGCCUGAGCCCAGCUCUCUGGUUCCUAAGAGAAGGUUUACUCUUUACAACACUGGCAGCUUCAACUUUUAGUCUUCUUGUUACAGCAGUGGAGCGCUACUGCACUAUGGUUAUACUGGUUACAGAGAAUAACUCUGUGAAGAGUAUGAGGGUUCAGGGGGUUAUUGUCCUGUGCUGGGUUUUAGCAGGAGUGGUUGGAUUCUUACCACUGCUUGGAUGGAACUGCCUGUGUAAGAUUGAGAGCUGUUCCAGCCUUCUUCCUCUCUAUUCUAGGACUUAUUUAUUCUUCAGCAUUAUUUUGUUGGGUGUUACCUUGCUUGGCAUCAUUGCUGCCUAUUGUACUAUCUACUAUUUGGUGUGUACUAGUGGAAGGCGGGUUGCAGAAACCAACAGUAGUCGGCGAUCAUUUCAUCUUCUGAAAACUGUUCUUAUUAUUUUGAGUGCAUUUGUAAUUUGCUGGAGCCCACUGUUCUUCUUCCUUAUAGUGGACUUUACAUGCUCACCCCCCUCUUGCAAAUCUCCUCUUGGAUUAGAAUGGGUUCUGGCUGUGGCAGUCUUAAACUCAGCCAUAAAUCCACUGAUUUACUCCUUUAGGAGCUCAGAAAUGCGGAGAGCAGUUCUAGAACUCUUCUGCUGUGUCUGCAUCCGAGCAGGAGUAAAACCACCUGCAUGCUGCCAGCUUGGCACAGAGAUCACUUCAGGUUCCUCUAACGAGGGUUCAUAUAAGAACAGAAGCAGUGUGCGUCUUUCACGGGCGCUUAGUGUCAGGAGCCCCCUUACUAGUAUUUCAAGUGCACCCAGUCAGUAGAGACAGGUGUUAGCUUUGAUAUGAAACUGCUUAAGAGCAUAGAACUUGAGAAAGGGCAAAAAAUAGACCAAAACGUUGCCUGGUCUUUGACCCCAAUAAACACUCUUUUCAUCUUUUGCAACUGAGAGUGCCACACGUAUUUUGUAACACGUGACUUAUUACCGCUGGCAAGGGUUUAAACUGUUCGAACACCUGUCCAACAAGGAAAUGCUCUCAUAGUAACAUACAUAGUAACAUAGUAAGUUAGGUUGAAAAAUGACAUACAUCCAUAAGUCCAACCUUGAUGCCUAUAUAUAACCUGCCCAACUGCUAGUUGAUCUCAUGAUAACUAGAAGAGCAGAAAAGACAAACAGUUUGACAAUCAUUUGAAAUGACUUCAAUUUAUGCCAUUUACUGCCCUGUAGUAUGCAUUUCACAGGAGUUGGUCACUCAUCACAACCAGUGGAACUCUCCCACCAUUAUGCCUUUAUGUGAUUAAAACACUUUUUUACAAGGAUAAUUCCACAUAUAUACUGGUCAGUACCAGUCCUUUUACUAGAUUACCACACAGGGUAAGAGAGGGUCUUGGAGAUGUUUAUUGAAAUAGAUAUCAGACAAUGGAUAUUAAUUUGCCAUAGAAAUUCAAAGAUCCAUCAUACUUUGCACUCCUUUUACAGAUCUAGGUAUGCUUUUCCUUCAGUUAUUCUGUUAUAUUGCACUUAAACUAAAUGGCUACAAGAGCUUAAACUUCAAGGACAUAUGGACAGACAUUUGGUACGGCGAAUAAUACUUUUAAAACAAAAACACAUUUCCAUUGUGUACUUGGAACUCUUACUCUGUCUGCCAAGCACAAUUAAAGAGAGGAUUUUGUUGGACACAGAGACUUCUUAAAUGUAUAGACUUUAAUAUAUGACAUAAUAGUAUUUCCUACACACCUUAGUCCAGCUAAGGUCCUUACGCUUUUAAUUAUUCAGCUGUAUCUUGGCUGAUUUACUAUUGACUUGCUGUAUAUAUGUAUACUAAAUUUUUGGUUGUUAUUUCAUUUAAAUAAAUAUUCACAGUUUGAAACAA